Arthroderma uncinatum is the source of this 960-nucleotide messenger RNA. RefSeq lists its product as uncharacterized. Bases 1 to 960 code for a protein of 319 amino acids. Lineage: Eukaryota; Fungi; Ascomycota; Eurotiomycetes; Onygenales; Arthrodermataceae. The record is from RefSeq and is a predicted model, not a curated record. The transcript has a single exon.
AUGGAUCACCCAUCAACACCCCAAAGGCGCAGCUCGCCUGAGGAUUUCCUAGGCAUUACCCCGAAGAGAAAGGAGACUAUGACUCCAGGACUGCAGAAGUUCGAGCUUCCACAGGUCGCCUUCACUUCCGAGUUCAUCCCCCUUGAAGACCCCUUUGGGGAUGAGAUCCCGCCCUCGAUCUCACUGGCCGAAGCAAUCUGGAGCGACUACGAACGCAGUACCUGCAAAGAGAUCACUUCCAUCCAUAUCGACCGCCAAUCAGCAGAACCGGGCCCUCAAAUCAACUAUGAGGUCCUGAAUCAAAUGAUCGUCAACAUACCCAAACGCAUGCCAGACGCAUACGCCGCGGCUUUUAAGGCCCUAGCCAACACUCGUGUACGCUACUUUGCAGCAUACCAGGUUCUCCUAGCGGAAAAGAGAACCACCGCCGACUCCUUUGCGAUGGGCAAGCUGCUCCAUAUGAAACAAAUCCGGCUCCAGCUCGACCCUGCCACCUACGGCGGGGAGCUCGCUGCGAAGAACAAGGAAGCAGUCAAGAAGUGCUUUGAGGAAUGUGUUAAGCUGAAGCAGCGUUUUGAAGUCUGCAAAGAAGGGCUGAUAAGAUGCAUGAAGGAGUUUAUCCAAAUGAAAGCCGUGGUGAUUCCGUACAUUGCUCGACUUAGGGAAGGGUACGUCGAAAUUCAACGACGCCACAACUUGCAGAAAGAGAGCGAGAGAAUUGAGAGAGAGAAGCUCGAAAAGGAGAGACUUGAGAAAAAGAGAGCUGCAAGGGCGAAUUUUUUGAAAGAGAAGGCCAAAAAGACGGCUGCUGCUUUGAAAGAGGAUAGUGUUACCCAAGCCCGCAAGGCGUUUGAGGCACAAGCUUGGGCUGACUACCUGGCAAGAAACAAGAGGCUCCGAGAAGAUGGUACAGAGGUCUGCCAUGGCCGCGGUGGAAAGAGAGUCAACCUCGGACAUUGA